AUACAAGAAUCAAUUAUGGCCAGUUAGCUCAAAGCCAAACCCUAAUCCCCAAUUUCCUUCGUCACUCCCGUUUCCAAUUUUGGGAAUUUCUUGCAACUUCCAAUCUGAUUUCAACCGGAUGAUCCAAUUGAUAACUGAAAUACCAUCGGAAGCACAUUUUCAGGCAGUUUCGAGGGUCAAAUCGGCGGUUUUCUCCGGUAGCUGUGUCUGUUAGGCGCCGGAAUCUGCUUCCACUGCGGUUCAGUCCAAUUUUUCAUUGCCAUCGUCUCCGGUAAGCAGCGUCGGUGAAAAUGGAAGGAGGUAAGCUCAGAUUCUGCGUCGAUAGAGGAGGAACAUUCACAGAUGUAUACGCCGAAAUUCCUGGCAACUCCGAAGGCCGAACGAUGAAGCUAUUGUCCGUUGACCCUGCGAAUUACGCCGACGCUCCGGUCGAAGGUAUUCGCCGUAUACUGGAAGAAUAUACCGGCGAGAGCAUCCCGCGGAAUUCGAGAAUUCCGACGGAUAAGAUCGAGUGGGUGAGAAUGGGAACGACUGUGGCGACUAACGCAUUACUCGAACGAAAAGGGGAACGAAUCGCCCUCUGUGUGACGCGCGGAUUCAAGGAUUUGCUGCAGAUUGGGAAUCAGGCCAGACCUAAUAUAUUCGACCUAACUGUAUCGAAGCCAUCGAAUCUGUACGAGGAAGUUGUGGAAAUCGACGAGCGAGUCGAGCUCAUUAGCUCCGGCGACGCUGCAGAUAUUCCCGACGCGGCGGCGAUCGUCCGGGGAAUUUCCGGUGAGCUUGUAAGAAUUGUGAAGCCGAUCGAUGAGAAAGCUUUAAUUCCUAAAUUGAAUAGUUUGAUUGAGAAAGGGAUUACCUCUUUAGCUGUAGUAUUGCUGCAUUCUUAUACAUAUGUGAAUCAUGAGGUAGAAAUCGAGAAAUUAGCUCUAAGAUUGGGAUUCAAGCAUGUUUCGUUGUCGUCGGCAUUGACGCCGAUGGUUCGAGCCGUCCCUCGGGGGUUCACGGCGUGCGUCGACGCGUAUCUAACCCCCGUGAUCAAGGAGUAUUUGCAAGGAUUCAUGUCAAAAUUCGAGGAGAAACAGGGGAAGAAGUUGAAUGUGUUGUUUAUGCAGUCGGACGGAGGUUUGGCGCCGGAGAAAAGUUUCUCCGGCCACAAAGCUGUUUUAUCCGGCCCCGCCGGUGGUGUCGUCGGGUACUCGCAGACGCUUUCCGGCGUCGAGACUGAUAAGCCGCUUAUCGGAUUCGAUAUGGGCGGUACGUCGACCGAUGUGAGUCGAUACGCCGGAAGUUACGAGCAUGUUAUAGAAACGCAAAUAUCGGGCGCGAUAAUUCAAGCGCCGCAGCUCGAGAUCAACACGGUCGCCGCCGGCGGCGGCUCGAAGUUGAAGUUUCAGUUUGGGGCUUUUCGGGUCGGGCCGGAGUCGGUUGGCGCCCAUCCUGGGCCCGUUUGUUACAGGAAAGGUGGGGAGCUUGCGGUUACGGAUGCGAAUCUUGUGCUCGGAUACAUAAUUCCCGAUUAUUUCCCAUCGAUCUUUGGCGCCGGCGAAGAUCAGCCAUUGGAUGUGGAUGCUACUCGAGCCGAGUUUCAGAAUCUCGCGAAACGAGUCAACGAUUACCGGCGGAGUCGGGAUCCGGAGGCGACGGAUAUGACGGUGGAGGAGAUUGCUCAAGGGUUCGUUAACGUCGCUAACGAAACGAUGUGUCGUCCGAUUCGUCAGCUGACGGAGAUGAAAGGCCACGAGACGAAGAACCACGCCCUUGCUUGCUUCGGAGGCGCCGGACCUCAACAUUCGUGCGCGAUCGCGCGAUCGCUCGGCAUGAAAGAAGUUCUGAUCCACAGAUUCUGCGGGAUUUUGAGCGCGUAUGGGAUGGGAUUAGCCGAUGUCGUCGAGGAAGAACAGGAACCGUAUUCUGCCGUUUAUAGUCCCGAAUUGUUGUCCGAAGUUUACGAUCGAGAAUCGACGUUGCUGUGCCGCGUAAAGCAGAAGCUGAUGUCUCAAGGUUUUAACAACGAAAACAUAUCGACGGAGACGUAUUUGAAUCUGCGAUACGAAGGAACCGACACGGCGAUUAUGGUCAAGAGCUGGACGGAUGAAAAUGGCGUGAGAGGAGACUACGCUGUCGAAUUCGAAAACUUGUUUCGACAAGAGUACGGAUUCGAGCUUCGAGGCCGGAAAAUUCUUGUAUGCGACGUCCGAGUUCGCGGCGUCGGGAUUACGAACAUACUUAAACCCCGAGCAAUGCUUCCCGGCUUGGGAACCCCGAAAAGCGAAGGUAGUUACAAGGUUUAUUUCGAAAACGGCUGGCACGAUACGCCGCUAUUCAAGCUCGAAAAUUUGGCGAACGGGCAUUCGAUCUCCGGGCCUGCCGUGAUCAUGAACGGUAACAGCACCGUGAUUGUAGAGCCGUUCUGUAACGCCGUUAUUACGAAAUACGGUAACAUUAAGAUUGAGAUCGGGUCGAGCCGUAAGACUGUUGCGGAACCUUCGAAAGAAGUCGCGGACGUCGUGCAGCUCUCGAUAUUCAACCACAGGUUCAUGGGAAUCGCCGAGCAAAUGGGACGGACGCUGCAGCGAACGUCGAUCUCGACUAAUAUUAAAGAAAGGCUGGAUUUUUCGUGUGCGCUGUUUUCUUCCGACGGAGGUCUCGUCGCGAAUGCGCCGCAUGUUCCUGUGCACUUAGGUGCCAUGUCGAGCACGGUUCGAUGGCAGCUCGAUUAUUGGGGCGACGAUUUGCACGAAGGCGAUGUUUUGGUUGCAAACCAUCCUUGCGCCGGCGGAAGUCAUCUCCCGGACAUCACCGUCGUCAUGCCGGUUUUCGAUAAUGGGAAAUUGAUUUUCUUCGUUGCGAGCAGAGGGCACCACGCCGAAAUCGGCGGGAUCACUCCCGGAAGCAUGCCGCCUUUUUCAAAGUUCAUAAGCGAAGAAGGGGCGGCGAUUAAGGCUUUCAAGCUCGUCGAAAAGGGCGUUUUUCAGGAAGACGGUAUCCGGAAUCUUCUUCUACAUCCAUCUCCCGACGAAUCGGGUCGCAAAAUCCCGGGAACUCGGAGGCUUCAGGAUAACUUAUCCGAUCUCCACGCGCAGAUCGCGGCGAAUCAGCGGGGGGUCUCGUUGAUCAAAGAGCUGAUCGAACAAUACGGAUUGGACACCGUGAAGGCGUACAUGAACCACGUGCAGGUAAACGCCGAAGGCGCCGUCCGGGAAAUGCUGAAAUCAGUUGCGUCGAGAGUGUCGUCGUGUUCGGGAGACGACGUAACGGUCGAAGAAGAGGAUUAUAUGGACGACGGAUCCGUCAUACAUUUGAAGCUGACGAUCGAUAAACGAAAAGGCGAGGCGUUCUUCGACUUCUCCGGGACAAGCCCCGAAGUCUACGGGAAUUGGAACGCUCCGGAGGCCGUGACGGCAGCUGCCGUCAUUUACUGCCUACGGUGUUUGGUCGAUGUCGAUAUUCCGUUAAAUCAAGGGUGUUUGGCGCCCGUGAAGAUCCACAUUCAGCCUGGGAGUUUCCUCUCCCCGAGUGAUAAGGCGGCGGUGGUCGGGGGCAACGUUCUUACGUCGCAACGGAUCACCGAUGUUGUCUUGACGGCAUUUCAGGCCUGCGCGUGUUCGCAGGGGUGUAUGAACAAUCUGACCUUUGGUGACGACACUUUCGGUUACUACGAGACGAUCGGCGGAGGGAGCGGCGCGGGCCCGGGAUGGGACGGCGCGAGCGGCGUGCAAUGCCACAUGACGAAUACCCGGAUAACCGACCCCGAGAUUUUUGAGCAAAGGUAUCCGGUCGUGCUUCGUGAGUUCGGGUUACGGGAGAAGAGCGGCGGUGCGGGAGUUCGUAGAGGCGGCGACGGCAUUGUGCGGGAGAUAGAGUUUAGGCGUCCCCUCGCCGUGAGCAUUCUCUCGGAAAGACGUGUUCACGCUCCUCGUGGCUUGAACGGAGGGAAGGAUGGCGCUCGAGGAGCUAACUAUCUUAUUACGAAAGAUGGCCGGAAGGUGUACCUAGGUGGUAAGAACACGGUCGAGGUGCAAGCCGGCGACAUUCUUCGGAUCCUAACUCCCGGCGGCGGUGGUUGGGGCUCGCCGUGACCCGCCCAGCCGUGUCGGGUCGGGUCGGGUCGGGUCAGGUCGGGCUCAUGAAGAAGGCUCUCUUAAGUGUAAGAACCUUCUGUUAGCUUUGGGUAAUUGUUUUGGGAUACAAUUUUCUGAAUUUUGAUUGUUCGAAUUCUUGCCAAUAAUACAAAUACUGAAUCAAAUUCAUGGUAAGAAUUUUUGUGUGGUUGUCUUUGUUUGGGAAGUAAUUGAACGAGCACCAAUAUGGAUUUUGGAAGUAUUUUCGAAU
Molecule: messenger RNA, 4332 nt
Organism: Andrographis paniculata
Lineage: Eukaryota; Viridiplantae; Streptophyta; Magnoliopsida; Lamiales; Acanthaceae
Product: 5-oxoprolinase 1
Exons: 2
Coding region: 291-4079 (1262 amino acids)
Biological process (GO): glutathione metabolic process
Cellular component (GO): cytosol
Molecular function (GO): 5-oxoprolinase (ATP-hydrolyzing) activity
Source: RefSeq, a predicted model, not a curated record